GUUUUGUUUCCACGCCAUAUUUGUUAGCCGGCGGAAAUCUAGAGGCGUCGGACCGCGAUUGUUGGCACAAUCCGUCAUCAUCUGCGUUUUCAUGUAGAUUAUCGACGCCUCGUCCACGUUCUUUCGUGUGUUUAAACGUUUAUUAUUUCCUAGCGGAUGUUUUGCGUGGAAGGUCGACGCAGGAUUUGAAUAAAACGAAGCGAUCAAGUCGAGUUCCCUAGAGAUCGGAACAGGACCGUCGCUAGCAGGAGGCUCGGGCUGUGUGUGUGGGUUUUUUUCGCGGAUUGCUAACUCAAACUUUCUAGGCUUCAGAUAAAAUGGCAUGCGGAGCCACUCUGAAACGGACUCUGGAUUUUGAUCCUCUUAUGAACCCGGCGUCUCCGAAGAGGAGGAGAUGUGCGCCUAUGUCCCCUUCCACCUCCAGCGGAUCUCCGCAGAAAUACCUGCGCAUGGAGCCGUCGCCCUUCGGCGCAGUGUCUUCAGUCCUUACCACAGAGCAAAUCCUGAGUAACAUCAAGCAGGAGUACAAGCGCAUGCAGAAGAGAAGACAUCUGGAGAGCAGUUUCCAGCCGACAGACACCUGCUGCCCCAUCGAUUCCCAGCCACAAACCUCCAUCAGCAACACAAUACCAGGUUCUUCUGGAUCGGCGUCUCCCUCCAGGCGGGAGCAGCCGUUAUUCACGCUGAAGCAGGUGGGAAUGAUCUGCGAGCGUCUGCUGAAGGAGCGUGAGGAGAAGGUCCGAGAGGAGUAUGACGAGAUCUUGACCACCAAACUUGCAGAACAAUAUGAUGCAUUCGUGAAGUUCACUCAUGACCAGCUGAUGAGGAGAUUCGGGGAGCAGCCCGCAAGCUAUGUGUCCUGAAUUUGCCGUAACAUCAGACGUUCUCCUCUUCUGUGGAUCUGUGACUGGGAGCUCGUGACGGGUCAGAUCGGGUCCAGCUGGUUCUCCAGCGCCGGGCACAGAGCGUGUGUGAUAAACUCUCUCUCUCUCUCUCUCUUCUCUUCAGAAGCUCAGUACUUCCUGCCAUCCAUGCCCAUAUAUGGACCUUUGCAAACUAUUAUUCAAAUCAGUGUCUCUCUUAUUGAACUCUGGAUAUUUAUUUGGCUUUAUCAAUGCCUUUUAUACAGUGACCUGUCAUUUCAUCCCGUUUGGUUUUUGUAAGAUGUCUUUUCCCAGCAGAGGAUCUCGAAUGAUGAACGUUAUGAGGGUUUGAAUUUUGAGACGGUCGGUCAUAGCUUCGUGUAAAUACAUCCCUUGAUUCAGUUUUCAUGUACAAAUCAUAUACAGCGUUUAUUCUCAAGUCUGUGUUUAUGGUUUGUAUUUAUUUUGAUUCUAUUUUUUUGCCCUUUUUCCCUGCAUUAUGGUUUUACUGCUCAUAUAGUUUAAGUGACUUUGUUGGGAAAAAUAUACAAAUAAACUGUUUACAAAACA
Triplophysa dalaica is the source of this 1433-nucleotide messenger RNA. RefSeq names its product akirin 2 (gene akirin2). The transcript is spliced from 5 exons. Lineage: Eukaryota; Metazoa; Chordata; Actinopteri; Cypriniformes; Nemacheilidae. Gene Ontology annotation, cellular component: nucleus; chromatin. Gene Ontology annotation, molecular function: transcription coregulator activity. Gene Ontology annotation, biological process: positive regulation of transcription by RNA polymerase II; positive regulation of innate immune response. The coding region runs from base 318 to 863 and encodes 181 amino acids. The record is from RefSeq and is a predicted model, not a curated record.